Messenger RNA from Adineta steineri, 1543 nucleotides. NCBI's taxonomy places the organism in Eukaryota, Metazoa, Rotifera, Eurotatoria, Adinetida, Adinetidae. The record is from the annotation of a GenBank genome assembly.
ACUAAUGAUUUAUAAACAUGACGCCAAUUUUUACCAUGAUCAUUUAAUAAAAUAUGGAAAUGAACGUGUUAGUCAACAAUGUAAAGAAAAUAUUUUUGCUAUUCAAACAUUAAAAGAUUUUCAAUAUGUCGAAGAUCAAAAAGAUCAAGGUUAUAAUGUACGUGAAAAAGCAAAACAAUUAGUUGCAUUACUUAAAGAUGAUGAACGUUUACGUAAUGAACGUCGAAAAGCUCAAGAAGCACGUGAACGUUAUUCACGACAAGCUAUGGGAAUGGAUUCAACUGGUGCUGUUACAUAUGGCCGUCCAACAACUGCAACAUCAGUUCGACGUAAUAGUGCAGAAGGUGGAGAUAGUUUUGGUGCAAUGUCAUAUCCGUAUCCAAAUGCUACUACACAUCGUUCAUCAUCAUUUAAUGAAAAUCUUCAUCAAGCAACAACGAAAGAUUUCGUUCAACCAACUAAUCAAGAAGAAGAACAAUUACAGAUGCAAAUUGCUCUUGCAGAAUCACAACGUGACGCGGAAGAUGAGGAACGUCGUCGUCGUAAUGAUGAUUUAAAACUUAAAAUAGCAUUAGAACGAUCAGUUAAUGAAGCAUCACCAGAUGCAGUUAAUUCUCAAGGUUUUGAUUUCAAUACAAAUUCAAAUAUAUUUGAUUCAAAUCAUCAUAAUGAUCCAUAUUUACCACCAACAACAUCUAAUAUUGGUUGGAAUCCACCGAAUGCGCGUCCAUCAACUCAUCUCGGUUUUACAACUUCUUCAAAUGAUCCAUGGGCACCAGAAACAAAUGGUCGUAGUUCUGCACUCAAUGACCCUUGGCAAACAGGUGCAUCAUCAUCAGAGACACAACCGAAUCCAUGGGGUGAAAAUCAUCAUGGGCAUACUAGUAAUGGUACAGGUCUAUCCGUAAAUAUUGCUGAUCCAUGGGGCCUUAAUUCAAACCAUUCCCAAAAACCAGCAUUAUCAUCAACAACUUCACCUCCAACAACAACUAAUAAAGCAAUUGAUAGUGAAUUAAGUGAAUUUUUUGGAGCAAACGCAACAAUUUCAACAGGAUCAAAUUCUCAACAACAAGCAUCAUCAAAUCCAUGGAAUAUGCCAUCAUCAACAUUUCCAUCAACUUUAAAUAAUCAUAAAACUACAGGUUCUAUUUCUCCACCUAAUACUGGUUUAACUACAGGUGGAAAUAUACUUUAUCCAACAGUUAUUGGUGGAACAAAUUCAAAUUCAAAUAAUCCAAGUCCACUUCCAUCUGCUUUAUCUGCAUCUCGUAAAACUCCUGAAAGUUUUCUUGGGGACAAUUUUAGUAAUUUAGUUAAUCUUGAUAAACUUAUUACAGAUACAAAAAGUACAAAUCCAUUUGGUUCAACAGCGCCACGUGCACCAAAUCCAUUUGCCAAUACAAUCAAACCACCAACACUUGAUCAACUAAGUUCAUCAACUAAUGUUGGUUUUACAACUGGCUCAACAUUACCACCACCGCUCAUUCCUUCAACUUUGAAUACAAACACAGCAUCAAUCAACUCAAGCAAUCCAUUUAUGUGA